UUUAUGGAAUUGGAUAAAGUUCCGAACGCUCAUGACUCUAUUCUCUUCAAGUUCAUCAAACGGUACCAAAUUUUUUGGAUCUUUAUUACUUACAGUCGAACUGCUCUACAUAGUCAUUUAAUUUAUCUGAUUGUUAUCUCCAUUUGUUCUCAUGAAUUUUCAUUUACAUAUUUCUUUAUACUCUCGUCUCCACAUAUUUUCUUACUCUCUAAAAUCAGUGAUUUAUUAAAGUUUAAAAAUAAUAGAAAGUGUUUUUGCAACAAAUAA
Molecule: messenger RNA, 267 nt
Organism: Meloidogyne enterolobii
Lineage: Eukaryota; Metazoa; Nematoda; Chromadorea; Rhabditida; Meloidogynidae
Source: the annotation of a GenBank genome assembly